Molecule: messenger RNA, 822 nt
Organism: Rhipicephalus sanguineus (brown dog tick)
Lineage: Eukaryota; Metazoa; Arthropoda; Arachnida; Ixodida; Ixodidae
Product: keratin-associated protein 21-1
Exons: 3
Coding region: 122-577 (151 amino acids)
Source: RefSeq, a predicted model, not a curated record
UUUUUUUUUUGUUUUCUCGGACACGUGAUUGUUUGUGGGUCCCCUAUAUAAGCGGGUGUCCGUGCCCACGGAAAGUCACAGUUUCCGUAGCGAGACAGCCAAAAACCACCCAGUUUUCAUCAUGAACGCUCUUUUCGCCGCCGCCCUUCUGGGCUUUGUCGCCGUCGCCACCGCUUACCCCCACAAGUUCGGAUUCGGCGGAUACGGCUAUGGUGGCCACGGCUAUGGCUACGGCCUUGGCCACGGCUACGGCCUUGGAUAUGGCUAUGGCGGCCACGGAUACGGUCACGGCGUUGCUGUCGCCGCCCCCGUUGUGAAGGCCCUCGGCCACUACAGGAGCUCCUCCUACGGCAGCCACAUUAACCACGGCGUCAGCUACUCUGCCCGCGGAUACGGCGGAUACGGUUACGGCCACGGAGGAUAUGGCGGAUACGGUUACGGACACGGCGGAUACGGCCACGGCUACGGCGUCGUCGCCGCUGCCCCCGUUGCCGUCGCUGUCGGCCACGGUUACGGACACGGCUACGGUCUCGGCUACGGUCACGGCUACGGCCAUGGCUACGGCUACCACGGCUAAACGCAGAUUGUGAGCACCUGUGUUGCCGCCUCAAGGCAUCAGUGCACCAGUUCGGACCCUGAGCCAGGACUGGCCACUUCGCGAGGGCCUCGGACGCUCGUCUGAAACAAACACACGACGACGGCGUCAGGCUGCACGAAAUGUCUUUGGGUGCGCGGCGCAGACAUGUACAGACUAGCAGGGAGCGUUGUUGAACAACUGGAGUGAUUGGGCUGUUCGUCGCUUCUCACUGGUCGAUGAACUUU